AUGGUGGAUGUGCUCUACUCUUGGCUGCCUUCUAAUUGUAGCAGAUGUGGGCAAUUGGGUCACAAAGCAUCUCGUUGUCUUCUUCUACAAACAGAUAAGUCAUGUCGAGCAGCAUCAACUACAGUUCCACAUGUUUUUGAGAAGUCCAUGGUCGAUGCUAUAGUUAUUGCAGCUGCGACCGACCCAAAAGCCUUAACGGUCACUGUAAUGGGAGAAGCAACAAUGGAGGAGCUGGAAUCUGCUUCAAAUAUGGCUUCUGUUCAAACAUCUGUCCCUAUUUCUACCACAACUAAGGCCGUCAUUCCAGUGGCUAUAGGUACUAAUUUGACAAACUCCAACACUAUACAUUCUCGUGAGAGAGCUUGUAUUACCAUUAACAACAGAUCUGAACUGGCCCCAUCAAAAGAGGUCGUCACUCCAAAACAAGUAUCACCUCCAACUAUUCAAGUUGAGCACUCUAUUCCAAGGUCCCCUUCUAACUUGUCACUGAGUAACAACAGAUUUCCAUCCUUUUUAGAGGAUGAAGAAGAACCAGCAGAUAGCGAUAAUGAACCUGAACAGAUGGAUUUCUUGACUCCUUCGGGUAAGAGAAUUCUUCGGGAAAGGCCAGUUAAACCGUCUGCAAAAGUUAAGGAAAUGCAGUGGCAGUUAGUUGGAAGUGGACGUGGAAACCGUGGUCGAGGCAACAGAGGUGACCGUGGCUAG
This is a messenger RNA of Eutrema salsugineum, 705 nucleotides long. RefSeq lists its product as uncharacterized. Lineage: Eukaryota; Viridiplantae; Streptophyta; Magnoliopsida; Brassicales; Brassicaceae. The record is from RefSeq and is a predicted model, not a curated record. Bases 1 to 705 code for a protein of 234 amino acids. Gene Ontology annotation, molecular function: nucleic acid binding; zinc ion binding. The transcript has a single exon.